This is a messenger RNA of Colletotrichum destructivum, 1089 nucleotides long. RefSeq names its product Putative CRAL-TRIO lipid binding domain, CRAL/TRIO domain, CRAL/TRIO domain superfamily. The coding region runs from base 1 to 1089 and encodes 362 amino acids. Lineage: Eukaryota; Fungi; Ascomycota; Sordariomycetes; Glomerellales; Glomerellaceae. The transcript is spliced from 2 exons. The record is from RefSeq and is a predicted model, not a curated record. Gene Ontology annotation, molecular function: phosphatidylinositol transfer activity.
AUGGCCUCCGUCGCCGAUCCGACCGCCGCCUCCACCGGCUUGCAGGACGAGAAGGCCGCCGCCGCCGCCGCCUCUCCGUCAUCGGACCGCAUCAAGAAGCUCAUCGCCUCGCCGCCUCCGGCGUCCUCCAUCCCUCCCCCUCCCGUCCUGACACCGGACCAGCAGUCCAAGUACGAUGGCCUCCUCGCCCAGGCCCGCACCUGGACCGAGGUCAAGUGCACCUCCGCCGGCCACGCCGAAAAGUCGGGCCCCCUGACCGACGCCGACCGCCAGUGGCUCACGCGUGAGUGCCUUCUCCGCUACCUCCGCGCGACGUCGUGGAACCCCAAGGCCGCCGAGAAGCGUCUGCUCGAGACCCUCGCCUGGCGUCGCGAGUACGGCGUCGAGGCUCUCACGCCCGACCACAUCUCGGUCGAGAACGAGACGGGUAAGCAGGUCGUCCUCGGCUUCGACAACGAGGCCCGCCCGUGCCUCUAUCUCAGCCCCGGCCACCAGAACACCGACCCUUCCCCGCGCCAGGUCCAGCACCUUGUCUUCAUGCUCGAGCGCGUCAUCGAGCUCAUGCCCGCCGGCCAGGAAAAGGUCGCCCUGCUCAUCAACUUCAAGUCUUCCAAGCGCCGCUCCAACUCGGCGCCCAGCCUCGGCCUCGCCCGCGAGGUCCUGCACAUUCUCCAGACGCACUACCCGGAGCGUCUGGGCAGGGCUCUUAUUAUCAAUGUCCCCUGGGUGGUCACUGGCUUCUUCAAGCUCAUCACCCCUUUCAUCGACCCCAUGACGCGGGACAAGCUCAAGUUCAACGAGGACAUGCGCCAGUACGUCCACGAGGACCAGCUGUGGACCGAGUUCGGCGGCGGCAAGCUCGAGUUCGAGUACGACCACGCCGUCUACUGGCCCGUCAUGAACGACGUAUGCAAGGAGAAGCGCGAUUUCUAUGCCGCACGCUGGGUCGCCGGCGGCAAGCAGGUGGGCGAGUUGGAGACCUACCUUGCCGGCGCCGCCGCGAAGGGUGUUGGCCCGGGUACCGCUGCUCCUCCUGCUGCUGCGGCUGCUGUUGAUGCCGAGGCUGAGUCAACGCCUGUUGUGCAAUGA